Alnus glutinosa is the source of this 3056-nucleotide messenger RNA. RefSeq names its product U-box domain-containing protein 52-like. The record is from RefSeq and is a predicted model, not a curated record. NCBI's taxonomy places the organism in Eukaryota, Viridiplantae, Streptophyta, Magnoliopsida, Fagales, Betulaceae. The transcript has 10 exons. Gene Ontology annotation, molecular function: ATP binding; protein kinase activity. Bases 343 to 2667 code for a protein of 774 amino acids. Gene Ontology annotation, biological process: protein phosphorylation.
CAAACAAGAGCUUUCUCAAUCUGAACCAAAAGCCUCUUUUUCUUUUUUCUCAAAAGGUUUCUUUCUCUUACUCUCUCGAAAAGUUUCUGUCUCUGCUGCCAUGGCGGUGGCAGAGCUAUCAUCUUCCUACACCAAGACCCACUUGCACUCAUCCUAGCUCUCAUUCUUGUUGACCCGUCUCGCCAAUCAUCGCCACUGCGCUUUUCGACCGUUCCCUCGAACACGAAGCGCUGCCAUAGUAAGCUUCUUAUCAAUACCCACCAAUUCUUUCCUGAGACCAUCGUUUACUCUCGUGGUUUUGUUCUCUUGGUAAUUCUUAGUCAAGUUCAAGCUCCGGCCCCAAUGGAAGCUAAGGACCCCAAGAAUAAGCCGAUUGCUACAGUGUGUUCUGCCUCCUCUAUGAUCUCAAGGCCCUUUCAGGCGUCGCCUGCUCGAUCGAUCUUCCUCUCAUCCUGCAUGCAUGCUAUCAUGGCCAAUCUUUCUCGAACAUCAUCGUCCUUGGAAGAAGACGUUAACACCACCGUGAUUGCCAUCGACAAAGAUAAGAACAGCCAAUAUGCCGUCAAAUGGGCAGUCGACAACCUUCUGACCCAUAGCUCUCAUUGCAUUCUCAUCCACGUCCGGAGCCAGAGCUUGCAUCCUAAGGAUUUUGAAAUUGCCCCCAGAGAAGGUCGCCCUCCAACUGAAGCUGAGCUGCAACAAUUCUUCCUUCCCUACCGCGGCUUCUGCGCUCGAAGAGGGAUUGAAGCACAAGAGGUGAUCCUCCAUGACAUUGACGUUCCAAGUGCACUUAUUGAUUUUACCACUAACAACCCCAUCAACAACAUUAUCAUUGGUGCUUCCAGCCGCAAUGCUCUCACAAGGAAAUUCAGAAAUACAGAUGUUGCAUCCAGCUUACUCAAAUUUGUUCCGGAAUCAUGUGCGGUAUAUAUCAUAUCAAAAGGAAAAGUUCAGACCGUCCGUCCGGCAGGCGGUCGACCUCAAACACCUACAGGCAUAGCAGCUAGUCCAGGCUACCGUCGUUCCCUAAGGGGAGUUGCAAAUUCUCGUGACCCUGAAGAACCAAACAGACCUUCUAUUAGUCGCUGGAGAAGUGCAGGCUCUGAAAGAAGCAGUGAUUCCUUACUGCUGACACCACGUAUCAACAUUGGAUCUAGCAGCAGGGCAAAUUCACCGGCGCUAUCAUUUGACAGUUUCAUCUCAGGGGAUUCAUCCCAAGGAAAUAGUGAUUCUAGCUUGCGAUCAAACUCCUCCGAAAAUUUAGAAUCCGCCGUGGAUAGUCCCCGGAGCUCUAGCUCCUCACAAACCUCAAGAAUUCUGGAGGCCGAGAUGAAGAGACUAAGGCUUGAACUGAAGCAAACUAUGGACAUGUAUAACUCAGCUUGCAAGGAGGCUAUUUCAGCCAGACACAGGGCAAGAGAACUUCAGCAAUGGAAGACAGAAGAAGAACGUAAAUUUGAGCAAGCCAAGCUUGCUGAAGAAGCUGCAUUGGCUUUGGCAGAAGUGGAGAGGCAUAGGACGAAGACUGCCAUGGAAGCAGCCCAUAUGCAACAACGGCUAGCAGAAAUGGAGUCAAAGAAGAGAAAGAGCGCAGAAAUAAAGGCCAGGCAAGAGGCAGCAGAGAGGAAGAAAGCAACGGAAGCAAUGUCCCGCGGCCUUGUCAAAUAUAGAAGAUACACUAUCGAAGAGAUUGAAGUUGCAACCGAUCAUUUCAAUAAUUCGCUGAAGAUUGGUGAAGGUGGAUAUGGACCUGUCUAUAAAGGCUUGCUUGAUCACACUCCUGUUGCCAUCAAGAUCUUGAGGCCAGACUUAUCACAGGGGCAGAAGCAAUUCCAACAGGAGGUUGAAGUUCUAAGUUCCAUGAGACACCCUCAUAUGGUUCUCCUUCUAGGUGCCUGCCCAGAGUACGGUUGCCUUGUGUACGAGUUCAUGGACAAUGGCAGUUUAGAAGACCGGCUCUUCCGGAAAAACAACACUCCUCCGAUAUCAUGGGAAUCUCGUUUCAGAAUAGCUGCUGAAAUCGCCACCGCUCUUCUUUUUCUUCACCAAACAAAACCAGAGCCCCUGGUGCAUCGUGAUCUGAAGCCAGCAAACAUUCUGUUAGACCAAACUUACCUGAGCAAGAUAAGCGACGUGGGUUUAGCCCGACUGGUUCCGCCAUCUUUAGCUGACAGCGUCACUCAAUAUCACAUGACUGCAGCAGCUGGCACAUUCUGCUACAUUGACCCCGAGUAUCAACAGACGGGAUUAUUGGGUGUGAAAUCAGAUAUAUAUUCAUUAGGUGUAAUGCUGUUACAAAUUAUUACAGCAAGGCCUCCAAUUGGAUUAUCCCACCAUGUUGAGGAGGCCAUUAAGGAAGGAACAUUUGCAGAGAUUCUUGAUCCAACGGUGACCGAUUGGCCCCUCGAAGAGACUCUGUCACUUGCUAAACUUGCUCUCAUGUGCUGUGAGCUUAGGAAGAGGGAUAGACCAAACCUUGCCACAGUUUUGUUACCGGAGCUUAACCGAUUAAGGGAUCUUGGAUUGGUUCAUGGGGCAACUAAGGGUCCGAAGAUUCUCGACGUCCAACGCCCUUAUAGCUCUGAUCCGGAAGUUGUAUCAACUGUGGAUCAGGAGGGAUCAAACGAUUCUAAUGAGGAAAUAACCAUCGAAGGUCGAUCACUAUGAGAAAAAUGUAAAGUUCUUGACCAGAAGAAUAUGGAGCUCAAGACAUGGUUUUGGAAAAGCCAAAUUCCUUUCACGUAGCAGAAUAUGGAGCAGGAGGAGCAGGUUUGGAAGAGCCAGAUUGUUGCCACCUUGCGGGAAACAAGUUGGAAAACCAGCAACCAAGAAACGUAGUACUGAAGGGGCUUUUGGUCGUGUGUAAGUUGGUCUGCAACUAAUGCCCAACUAAGGAAAUUAGGAAAGUCGAGUCAUUUUCAUAAUGAACAUGAAGUUCUUGCAUCUUGUGCUUUUACCUGAUAUGAGCUAAUUCUGAAAACAAUUCUCAAAAUUAGUGUGCAUAUAUACCUAGUUUGUGGUUUCGAAAUGUUUUAAAUCGAAGGUUUUAAAAACCG